Striga asiatica is the source of this 1875-nucleotide messenger RNA. Lineage: Eukaryota; Viridiplantae; Streptophyta; Magnoliopsida; Lamiales; Orobanchaceae. The record is from the annotation of a GenBank genome assembly.
AUGGUGAACACACCAAAUCCAACACACACCGGCGAUGCUUCACGGAGAAUCAUUUCGAUUGCCGUCGGCGAAGCUCACACUCUCGCUCUAACAGGUUUAUUGUCACUCACAUUCCGUUUUUACCUGUCGUUUUACAUCGCUAAUAAAAGUGCAAUCGUAGGUGAUGGGAAAGUGUAUUCUUGGGGAGGAGGGAUGUUCGGCCGGCUGGGCUCCGGUUCGGAGGAAAACCGGCAUUUUCCUGUCCGAGUCAGCUUCUAUGGUACUCUCAAGAUUAUAGGGAUUGCUGCUGGGGCUUACCACAGUCUUCUCUUACAGCUCAAUAUGAUGAUACCAAGAGCCGCAAACCACUCAAGAUUUCCUAUGUGUGUAGAAGCUGGAGGAAUGAUGUCACUCACCAUCGACGAGCUUGGGUCCCUAUGGAUAUGGGGUAGCUGCCCCAACCCUUCCCAAGCCCACGAACCCCCCGAGAUCACAUUUUUGCUCAUCAGCACCGGGUCUCCACUCCCUCUCUCCAACUUCCAUGGCCACUCGGUCGUUAAGGUUGCGUGUGGAAACGAACAUGUCAUCGCAUUAGUGACAGCUGGCAAGGACCCGAUCUGCUACUCGUGGGGCUGCAAUACCCAUGGCCAGCUAGGAUUGGGGGACAAGGAAAGCCGGCCGAGCCCCAAAAUUAUCGAGAAAUUCAACUCGGACUCCCCCUGGGAGGCCUAUGACAUGGCAUGCGGCGCGGCCCACACGGCUCUUUUAGCAAAGAGAAAAUCGCCGAACGAGCUUCCGGAAAGCUUUUGUUGGACGUUUGGGCCGGGCUAUAACGGCAAACUCGGGCACUGGACCACACAGGGUUCGGAUUCGCCGGAGAUGGUCAAGGGUUUGCCCUUGGGUAUUUUUGGUAUCUGCGGGUGCAGUUUGUUCCACACGAACAUUGUCUCGUCCGGCGGGGAAGUUUGGUCGUGGGGAAUGGAGAAGGGUUUGGGGUUGUGCCCGGACGCUAACUUCGCUGGCAAUGCCCUUCUCCCUCUACUCUUUCCUCCGGAUUUCGUGAACUCUCGCGGGUCGCGUGUGGUGGGGCCCACAUGGGCUACAGAAUCUGAUAUACAAGAUCAAGACAUUUGUCAAUUUUUUGAGCAAUCGAAUGCCAUAGAGAGCACCGUGAAAUGCCUUAUUGCUGAACAGUCGCUCGGGGCAAAAUUGUUUCCAUGUUGCCUACACUGCCGCCAAGAUACUGAAAAUCGGGAGGCGAUAAUUUUAUUGUCGGUGACUGCCGACCUAAUGGUGACGGAUACCAUACAGAAAAGAAAGGACAAGAUAAGUACCUUCCACAGUACUUGUCUUGUCCUUUCUUUUCUAUGUACUACAUUAUCGCCUCCCGAUUUUCAGUAUCCUGGCGGCGGUGUGGGCAAUAUGGAAACAAUUUUGCCCAGAGUGACUGUUCAGCAAUACGCCAUUUCACGGUGCUCUCUAUGGCACUCAAUUGCUCCUGAUGCAGUGAUGGAUUUGUAUGACGCAUUCGGGCACAGAAGAGCGAUGGAUUACUCAGAUACGGUGGUCGGAAGGACGGAUGACUCGUACUCGCCUAUGCCAGUGUUGUGGCCGCCAAUCGGCAAUGAUGAUGAUAUUGGCAAUGGGAAUAACAGAGAAAAGGGUUUGGAGGGGGGUGUGGAGAUUUAUAGGGCUGAUGAGAUUCCUAUCGAGUCGGGCGUGUUUGAUAUUGCAAAGGAGUGGGAGAGAAUGGUGGAUUCUUUGGACGAAAGGGGACUCGUUUGUUUGGAGAUGUUUUAUAGGGACAUGCAUGCUGGCGUGAAGUAUGGGCUCUUGAAAAGGAGGGUGUUGGAGAUGGUUAAGGAGUGCCUCAGGUUAAAUGCAUCGAAUGAAUGA